Tetrahymena thermophila SB210 is the source of this 2388-nucleotide messenger RNA. RefSeq lists its product as hypothetical. NCBI's taxonomy places the organism in Eukaryota, Ciliophora, Oligohymenophorea, Hymenostomatida, Tetrahymenidae. The transcript is spliced from 2 exons. The record is from RefSeq and is a predicted model, not a curated record.
AUGCAACUCACAUCCUCGCCUUAUAAUUAUAAACUGAAGGAUGGUCAGCAGUUCAGUUCAGCGGUAAAGGCAAAUGCAAAAUUUUAAGACUAGAAUUACGAUGAAGGGAAUGCUAAAGUUGUUUUAUAAUUUAAAUAAGUUAACACGAUUACAUAAAUCCGCAAGAAUAGUAAUAAUAAGAAAGGUAGUGAAGUUCACAAACCGUAUCAAGAUAUUGAUGAAUUUGAGGGAGAAAGAAAUCUUGGAAAUUUUAAGAAAAAAGAAUCAUAAGAACACAACGAUGAAAUUACUACUGAAAAAACAAGAUUCAUGAAUAUACUUGAUGGACAAAGACAUCCCAGCUUUUCUUAAAAUUAGAAUCACACUAACACAUUAAAUGAAAAUAGUAUUUAAAAAAAUCGUUUAAAAACUGAUCAGCUUAAUGAAACUCAUUUGAAUUUCUAGCAUUUGAAUACUCCAAAAAGCAACUAAUACUAAAGCAGUAAUAAUUCUAAUGUUCCUUCAUAAAUUAAUUCUCAUUAUGGUUCAUAGCAAGCUUUUCCAGAUAUUGAUUGCUAAUAGUAAAAUCAUAACAACUGUAAGAAUUGCAUCUACUCAAAUAAUUAGAGCUAGUAAUCUCUUUAAUAAGUCGAUACGCUAUAGGAAAUUGAGAGGAGACCUACAAAUGCCAAGCAUAUUAGAAGCAAUUAAACUUUUACCACUCUCACUACAGCUUAAAAUACUUAUCCUUUAUCUUAACAAGGUCAUUAGCGCGCCCCUUCAAUCUCUUCAGUGAGCAAGACUAGCUAAGAUCACUUUAUUAUGAAUUUUUACACAGCUAAUCUACAACACUUGAGCAAUCAAUAAAAUAAUUUAAGCACUAACAAUAAUUGUUAAAGCAAUUAAUAGAUCAAUUUACCAUCUAGGAACCUCAGCUUCUAAAACUAAACUAACUACGAAUCAGAGCUUGAUCAUGAAAUGAAAUAAAUGAAUUAGACUUCGCACAAUAACUUGGAUAUCAAUAAAUCUUCAAUGAAUUUAAUUCAAUCAGACAGGUAUGAAAAAACAUAAGUGAACAAUGAUUAGGAUAAAAAUUCUUCAGAUAUUAUAUAAAAUUAGAAUAUUAAUUAUGAUUAGUAAUAAUACUACCUAAAUUCUGACUCAAGUCGUUGCAAUUAUUAAUUUAACUAAUAUCCACACUAAGAAUCGCCUCUUCCAAAUAACAAAUUGCCAAUCAACUAUUUUAAGAACAAAAAUAUUGGAUUGAAUACUAGAAACAAUAGUUUUUCUGAAUAAUAAAGACCAGAAUAAAAGAAAAAACAAAAAAAUAAUUCAAUGAAGGAUUUAUAAAUUGAUGAAGCUUCACCUUAGCAAAAAGAAAAAGGUAUAAAAUAAGAUUAAUAAGAAGUAGAAAAUAAUGAUAAUUUGAAUGUAAGCUUUAGUAAUCUGAUGAAUGAUAGAGUAUUUAGCAAUUAAUUAAAAAAUUAGACCAAUUCUAAUUAAAGCCCUCUUGAUUCUAAUAAAAAACUAUCUUAAUCUUAAGGUUUUUACCCUUAACAAUAAAACUAGAAAAAACUAUUUAAUACUAAUUUGAAUCCUCAAGAAAGCAGCAAUUAAACGCAUACAAAUAGCAAUAUGCUUAACUAGAGCAAGUUAAUGAAAGCUUUUAAUGAGUUCGAUAUUAAGUCAGCCCGCUCAUAUGUAAACCUUGAAACAAAUAAUAACUAAGAAGAGCAUCAUCAUCAUAAUCUUCCUCAUCCUCCUCAUUGCAGUAACUUUGAAAAAAGCUAGUUCAAUAAACAAAACAUGGAUAGUAUCAACUAAAAGCAGCUUUAAAUCUAACCUAGAGGAGAUAUGUAAACAAACAUCAUCCUAAAAAUUUAGGAGAACAUUCAAACUAACUAAGCAUUGAGAUCAAAUAGAGCAACUAAUGCCAAAGAUAUUGAGUCUAAAAAUAAAGAAUACACAAAUUCCUUCUGCUGCUAUCCAUCAUAGGGAGAAACGAAACACGAUCUUGAAAAGAACAGCAGCAACAAUAGCAAUAAUAAAUAUUUAUUUGAUAACGACGCUGUUAUAAAUGAGAAAAACAAAAAAAAUCCAAACAAACAUAAAUAAAAAUGUAGCUUUUAAGAAAUGAAAGAGAAAUGCUAAAAAGCACUGAAUCAAAUAAAUUAAAUCGAUAUAGCCAAUUCACAUAAAGAGAUCCCAUAAAUUCUUUAAGAAUACAUGAAAUAUGAUGACUUUAUAAAAUUCCUAAUUAAUGAAGCACAACAACCGCUCUAUAAUUCGGAAAUCGAUUUUAAAGUUCAAUUUCAAUUUAAUAGCGACUCGUUCAUCAAAAAUGUUUCUAGAGAAAAAGUGAAGUUAGAUAUAUUUAUUUCUUCAUUUGUUUUUCCUAAAUAGCCUUGA